GUGCGCGCUUCCUAUUGGGUGUAGGCGGAGCGCGAGCCGCCGAGCCUUCGGCAAGGGCUGCAGGUGAGCGCGUGCACGCGCUGCGGCUCCCGCCUGGCUUGGGUGCGCGCGCGCGGGCUUGCGGGGGAGGUGGCCGAGAGCGAGAUUGCGGCGCCUGUCGCCUCUGCUCCGCCCCCUCCUCCUCCUCUACCCUCGCGGCCGCCGCCGAGGCCCAGAGGGAGGGAGUCGUGUCCCCGCCCGCCGCGCCACCAGUCCGACCCUCGGUCCCGCCGCGUGAGGAGCCAGCGGAGCGGAGCUCUACGCGGAGACCCGAGCCGCGGCUGCCCCUCUGCAGGUGCCUGUGAGGAGGCGCCCCGGCCGCAGCCGCGUCGCCAGCCCGCCGGCCGCGCACUCGCUCCUUGCGCUCCCGAGGGGCGACCCGGCCGGAGGAGGCCGCCGCUGGGCCCGGCCUCAGCAUGAACCGCAGCCACCGGCACGGGGCGGGCAGCGGCUGCCUGGGCACCAUGGAGGUGAAGAGUAAGUUCGGAGCUGAAUUUCGUCGGUUUUCACUGGAAAGAUCCAAACCUGGAAAAUUUGAGGAGUUUUAUGGAUUACUGCAGCAUGUUCAUAAGAUACCCAAUGUUGACGUUUUAGUAGGCUACGCAGACAUCCAUGGAGACUUACUACCUAUAAAUAAUGAUGAUAAUUAUCACAAAGCUGUUUCAACGGCCAAUCCACUGCUUAGGAUUUUUAUACAAAAAAAGGAAGAAGCAGACUACAGUGCCUUUGGUACAGACACACUAAUAAAGAAGAAGAAUGUUUUAACCAAUGUAUUGCGUCCUGACAACCAUAGAAAAAAGCCGCAUAUAGUCAUUAGCAUGCCCCAAGACUUCAGACCCGUGUCUUCUAUUAUAGACGUGGAUAUUCUCCCAGAAACACAUCGUAGGGUUCGUCUUUACAAGUACGGCACCGAGAAGCCCUUAGGAUUCUACAUCCGGGAUGGCUCCAGUGUCAGGGUCACACCGCAUGGCUUAGAGAAGGUCCCAGGGAUCUUUAUAUCCAGACUUGUCCCAGGAGGCCUGGCUCAAAGCACAGGACUGUUAGCUGUUAAUGAUGAAGUUUUAGAGGUUAACGGCAUAGAAGUUUCUGGGAAGAGUCUUGAUCAAGUAACAGACAUGAUGAUCGCCAACAGCCGCAACCUCAUCAUAACGGUGAGGCCAGCAAACCAGAGGAAUAAUGUUGUUCGGAACAGUCGGACUUCCGGCAGCUCUGGCCAGUCCACAGAUAAUAGCCUCCUGGGCUAUCCCCAGCAGGUAGAACCGAGCUUUGAGCCAGAGGACGAAGACAGUGAUGAAGAUGACAUUAUUAUUGAAGAUAACGGAGUGCCACAGCAGAUUCCAAAAGCCGUUCCCAAUACCGAGAGCCUCGAAUCAUUAACGCAAAUAGAACUCAAUUUUGAGUCUGGACAGAACGGUUUUAUUCCUUCUAAUGAAGUGAGCUUAGCACCUGUAGCAAGUGGCACAAACGCAGAAACACAUGCUCCGGGUCAAAAACUCUUAGAAGAAGAUGGGACGAUCAUAACACUAUGAAACCUUUGUCUGAAUGUCUUCGGAGUGAGGGUGCCGAAGGGACUUGUAAAUUUGGCUAGUUCAAAGCAUAUAUACCUCUGAACCAGUGACCUGGAGUAGGCCUGAGAAAAAUAAUAUUGCAAGUUUAAAAUGUUACUAAAACAGUAGUUUGACAAUUGUUAAUAUAAACUUCAGUUUGUCAGAGGUGAGUUUAAACCUAAAAGGGGCCUUUGCUAAUGAAAUUAUGUGCUUUUGCUAUUUUGUCUCUAGAGAACUGGAUAUUAGAGCACAUUCUCAGAACUAUGAGAGGACCAGAUCAUUUCUGUUCGAAGUGGUUGCAUAUUUAACCUGCUGUGCAGAGUCCAGUUAGCUUUUCCUUUAACUGUAUUUUUUUAAAUUCUAAUGUGAAGAAGUCUGAUUCUGUCCUUUGGUACCUUGGGGACCUCAGCCCCUGUGUUCCCUGUAUUUUAUUUUGAUUUUUUAGUGUUGUUCCUCUGUUGCUAAUUGUUACAAGUAAUUUUUUUCAAAUCCUUUUUUUUCCUUUCUGAUAUCUAAGAAAUCAAACCAAUUGCCUGUUUUUGGGAGUUGCUUCCUAUGUCAUAAAGCAUUGAAACCAUGUUCCUGAAUUAAACUGUAACAGUUGUUCAGGUUUCAACCUUGUUCAUCCUAUAGCUUUCACAUUUACAGACUCAUUACACGUACGUAUGACUUAAUGUUGCAAAAGGCAGUUCCAUUAACUGGUAAUACGUGAGACUCCCUUAAUCUCCUCUCGCCCUCAUUCCCAUCUCAUCGGAAAUCAUUCCUUUUGUUAUUGGUGUGUGUUUUGUUGGUGUGCUUUUAUACUCUGCUAUUAUAUUUGAGUAGUACGAAUCAUUUUGGAUUAAAAAAUGCACCCAGAUUAAGAGAUUUUUACACAUAGGACAAACGUGCACUUUUUUACGUGAGCUAUUUGGUUUUUCCUUAAUGGGAUUUCUAGGAACACUGCCUACACUUUAUGAAGAAAUAUAGAGUAUUCACCUUGGACAGGUAGAGUUUAUUGCUAUUAAUUUUAUGAGGCUAUUUAUUGCUUUCCAAUGCAUCCACUUAGAACAAGUGAAGGGUAAGGCUGCUGACUUCCAUUCCUCGCCUGAUUUCCCCGUACGGCGUGCACGAGCGCUACAGUGGGCCUGUAUAUAGAAACCCAGGAUCGUGUGAAGCGCAUAAGUUCCCUGUGGCUUAUGGCUAUUUCUCUCAGAGUUAUUUAUUAAUUAAUUUUAUGGUAGGGCUAGAAUGGGUACCUUUGUAACAGUUGCGUGCUAUGGAAACAAUGAAGAAUUAAGUGACUCCGUUUUGAAGGAUAUUUUCUCUCUACGGUAAAGAUACAUGAAGACUUGGACUGAAGGAAGGUCACUUGACUCAGAAUACUUCAUGUAUUUUGUUCACGUUACCACUAAACAGAUUAUCACUGAACUAGUAACUGCACAGCAUUAUAUAAUGCAAUGUACUUUUUUGUUGAAUUCACCCAAGUUCUUCCACUUCUCUACCACUAUUUGUUAAUGGCAUUCCAGCUUUAACCUUCUGUGAGGUAUAGAAAUUUGACUCUUGAACAGCAAAAUGUUAACAUGUAGGUUAAAUUUCAUUUAUAUUAUAAGUGGUGCAGGGGUUCAACACAUUAAGUAAAAAUCCUUUCACACACUACCUCUCUCUUUCUCUCUUUUUUUUUUAACAAAGUUUUAACAUCCAAACUUUUCUCUUGGGGGAAAAAUACUUCAGGGCUUGACUUUUUGUACAAAUUUUAACUAUAAAGUACAGAUUUGUCUUGUAUGUAUUCAUGAAAAUGGAAAUCAAAGCUGCUAGUGCUUUUUAUUUUAAUUAUCCUGCUAAGGGUAUAUGUCAGUGGUGUUAAAACUAGAUUUCUCAUUUAAAUUAUUGGUGAGAUAAUUGAUUACUAGACGUAUUGUAAAACCAAUAGGUCUUGGUUAUACAAUAAAAUGUCAGUUCGUUGGUAGUCAGAAUCAGUUAUUCCAAGUGUACCUUAUUAACAGAAAUAUCAGUGGAUUCAGCAUAAAAUUUUAUAUAUAGUACUAAAUGUCAAGCCUAACUGUGAAUUUUGUUCCGUAUCUUGAGUAAAUUUAUGAUAAUGUUCUCAUGAGCUAUCAACAAAAUAUAUGUACUUUUGUGAACUAUGAAUUUUCUAAUUAAAUUUUACAUGCGACAACAUGAUUUUUACAUGAAUGAUACUUUGUUUAAACUAUCAAAUGUCAGUAUUUUACUACAACUUUAUUAUAAAAUGUACAUUAUCACUAAAUGAACUUUGAUUUUAAAAAUCAAAUUAGCUUUAGUUGUAUAUUAUUUUUUACAAAUAAAGAUAGACUUGUA
Ailuropoda melanoleuca (giant panda) is the source of this 3905-nucleotide messenger RNA. RefSeq names its product par-6 family cell polarity regulator beta (gene PARD6B). Gene Ontology annotation, biological process: establishment or maintenance of cell polarity; regulation of cellular localization; centrosome cycle. Gene Ontology annotation, molecular function: protein binding. The coding region runs from base 456 to 1568 and encodes 370 amino acids. The record is from RefSeq and is a predicted model, not a curated record. Lineage: Eukaryota; Metazoa; Chordata; Mammalia; Carnivora; Ursidae. Gene Ontology annotation, cellular component: cell cortex; nucleus; apical plasma membrane. The transcript is spliced from 3 exons.